This is a messenger RNA of Lutra lutra (Eurasian river otter), 5120 nucleotides long. RefSeq names its product DnaJ heat shock protein family (Hsp40) member C3 (gene DNAJC3). Gene Ontology annotation, biological process: protein folding in endoplasmic reticulum. Lineage: Eukaryota; Metazoa; Chordata; Mammalia; Carnivora; Mustelidae. The coding region runs from base 141 to 1655 and encodes 504 amino acids. The transcript has 12 exons. Gene Ontology annotation, cellular component: endoplasmic reticulum. The record is from RefSeq and is a predicted model, not a curated record. Gene Ontology annotation, molecular function: misfolded protein binding; protein-folding chaperone binding.
UUGCCUUCCUCUGCUGGGCGCCAGCUGCUGCUUAGGCCUGAGCGAGAGCCGACGGCGGGCGGGCGCAGCUGCAGCCUGAGCGCCGGCGGGGCUGGUGGGCCCCGCACCCUCUCUCCUCCUCACUGCCCGCGCCCUCGGACAUGGUGGCCCCCGGCUCUGUGACCAGCCGGCUGGGCUCGGUGUUCCCCUUCCUGCUGGUCCUGGUGGACCUGCAGUACGAAGGUGCUGAAUGUGGAGUAAAUGCAGAUGUUGAGAAACAUCUUGAAUUGGGCAAGAAGUUACUUGCAGCUGGACAGCUAGCUGAUGCUUUAUCCCAGUUUCAUGCCGCAGUAGAUGGUGACCCAGAGAACUAUAUUGCUUACUAUCGGAGAGCUACUGUCUUUUUAGCUAUGGGCAAGUCAAAAGCGGCACUUCCUGAUUUAACUAAAGUAAUUGAAUUGAAGAUGGAUUUCACUGCAGCAAGAUUACAGAGAGGUCACUUAUUACUCAAACAAGGAAAACUUGAUGAAGCAGAAGAUGAUUUUAAAAAAGUGCUCAAAUCGGGCCCAAGUGAAAGCGAAGAAAAGGAAGCCCAGUUGCAGCUUGGGAAGUCUGGCGAGAUGCAGCGUUUGCGUUCCCAAGCGCUCGCCGCCGUCGGGAGCGCAGACUACGGCGCCGCUAUAACCUUCCUUGAUAAGAUUUUAGAGGUUUGUGUUUGGGAUGCAGAACUACGGGAACUUCGAGCUGAAUGUUUCAUUAAAGAAGGGGAACCUAGGAAAGCGAUAAGUGACUUAAAAGCUGCAUCAAAAUUGAAGAAUGAUAAUACUGAGGCUUUUUAUAAAAUUAGCACACUGUACUAUCAACUAGGAGACCAUGAACUGUCUCUCAGUGAAGUUCGUGAAUGUCUAAAACUUGACCAGGAUCAUAAAAGGUGUUUUGCACACUAUAAACAAGUAAAGAAGCUGAAUAAGCUGAUUGAGUCAGCCGAAGAGCUCAUCAGAGAUGGCAGGUACACGGAUGCAACCAGCAAAUACGAAUCUGUCAUGAAAACAGAGCCAAGUGUUUCUGAAUAUACGAUUCGUUCAAAAGAAAGGAUUUGCCACUGCUUUUCUAAGGAUGAGAAGCCUGUUGAAGCUAUUCGAGUAUGUUCUGAAGUUUUGCAGGUGGAGCCUGACAAUGUGAAUGCUCUGAAAGACCGAGCAGAGGCCUAUUUGAUAGAGGAAAUGUAUGAUGAAGCUAUUCAGGAUUACGAAACUGCACAGGAACACAAUGAAAAUGACCAGCAGAUUCGGGAAGGUCUAGAGAAGGCACAGAGGCUAUUGAAGCAGUCACAGAAACGAGAUUAUUAUAAAAUCUUGGGAGUAAAAAGAAACGCCAAAAAGCAAGAAAUCAUUAAAGCAUACCGAAAAUUAGCUCUGCAGUGGCACCCAGAUAACUUCCAGAAUGAGGAAGAGAAGAAAAAAGCGGAGAAGAAGUUCAUCGACAUAGCGGCUGCUAAGGAAGUUCUCUCGGAUCCAGAAAUGAGGAAGAAGUUCGACGACGGAGAAGACCCGCUGGACGCGGAGAGCCAGCAAGGAGGCGGCGGCAACCCUUUCCACAGGAGCUGGAACUCAUGGCAGGGCUUCAAUCCCUUCAGCUCAGGCGGACCUUUUAGAUUCAAAUUCCACUUCAAUUAAACCAGCUGUUUUUCUGCUCAUCUUCCUUAAUUUUUUUAAAGAUUAAACACAAAGAAACCUUGUUCCAGGAUCCUAAUGAAAAAAAAAAAAAAAUUCAAAUCUUUUAAUUUGUCCAUGACCAAAGAGUUAUUUUAAUAGGAAAGAUCGUUUUAUCCAUUUUAGACCGGAGGCUGGUGGGUGCUUGGAGGCAGGGAGGCGGAGGCCGGUUCUGUGUCAGGCAGAGCAGACCCUGUGAACCGCGGAGGGUCCGGAAGGGUCUGCGGUGGGCGCGCCUGUGGCGGGGCCACGGCAGAGGACAGCAGUGCCGACGUGGGUGCGGAGCCCCAAGCUCGUGUUUUAGGAUUCGCAAAGAGAAUGCCAACAUUUUGAGUCGUACGUUCUUAGGGACGCCUUCGCCUUAGCUUCUGGUCGUGCAGUCGCUCGCAAAUACCUGUUAAGUGACAGAGCCUCGCGGCCACACGCAUUUCUAUCUCCGCCGGCCUGAGCGCGGUGGCCGCAGGAGGAGGGACGGAGUCUUUGAGAAAACCUGCUGCCAGGUGGUAGUGGCGCUGCGGGUGUAGACUCUGGAUGGACGUGCAGCGCGUCUUCUGUGUCGGGCACCUGCGAGAGAACACGAAGACCGCGGAUGCAGACAUGACGUAGGUCCAGAUCAGAGAGCAGUGGUGUCACCUGAAACAGGCUUGCAGUGCAGAGUGAAAUGCUCCAACCGCUGUCGUGAGUUACGCAGAAUUGCCUGCAACAGGACUGCCUGAGAAAUGGAAAGUUGCUCAGUUGACAGAGAAAACGGACGCUCCCCACUUUUAAUAAGGCGGCGGGGCGGCUUCUCGGCCGUCCUGGCCGACCCUCUCGGACGGCAGUCCCCCCCCCCCCCCCCCGCCCCCCGGGACUGUCUGAGGCCCGUGUUAGACAGGAGACCUGCCCCCGACCUGCCCCCGAUGCCUCUGGUUGUUGUCCCUAGAAAAAAAUACGCGUUUACAAAUGCAGUCCGCUCCGGCUGCCUUUCCACCAUCGAGAAGGCAUCUCUUCUGGAGAUCCCUUCUUACCUUUUAAGAGACGGACUUAUUCAGUCUUUGGAUACUGGAUAAUUUUUUUCCCUAAAAACUGAGUGUUAACUUUAAUUAAGAACAUUAAAUAUUUACAGAACUACUGAUGCUGCAUUUAAACUCUAAGAGAAUUACUUUAGUCAAGAAUUACUACUUUCAUUCUGGAAAGGUUUUUUUGUUUUGGCCUCAGAGCAUUCUGAUGAGUAUGGGUCUAAUAUUGUUUUUCUGAAAUCGAGCAUUUUAAUUUCCGUGGCGGGAGGGGUCCUGGCCACAGCAGCCAAGCACAGAGCCUUUCCUUCCACAGCCCUUCUGAAAUAUACGUGGAGAAAUUUCUCUAAACGCAGGGGAAAAAGUCACAUAGUUGAACUGAGCAAAACGCCUGUGUGCUUUCUGCAUCCCAUUUAGAAGUCUGUUUCGUACCAAUAAACUUAAUGCAUUUUGAAAAUUAGUGAAUAGUUUGCAGCUUCCUUUUAAGGUCUCAAAAUUCAAGCCAGUGCUGAAAGGAUCUCUGAGGGAAAUUCCGUUUUGUUUCUUUUAUCCUAGCAAUCUCAUGACUCCAUUACAUCAGCAAUGUUGUUUGCCAGCCUGGUUCUUUGGCACAUGAUGUCACUGUGACCGUUUUGCAGUCUAGCAGUGGCCUCUGCCUACUUUUAAAGUAAGAAUUUUCACACAGAAUCCGAACAGUAAUAGGAAAUCACUUGCCUUCCCAUUCAGAGAAGACGACGAGAAGUCACCGCAAGGAGCCGGAGGGAGUCAGGGCGGUGGUGGGCUGGCCGGUGGGAGCUGCGUCCUGGGUGCCGGUUACUGUCAGGCGCUGCCCAGACGCCUGCUGGCGUGACUCUGUCCGCACCGGUAAUAAACCUGUAAUUCCCAUCCCUGAAAUUUUACCGCGGACUCCGAUUAGUCACCGUAACUGAAAUGUGCGGUUACUCGCUGGUCUUCAGUGCGGAGAGGAGCUAUGUGCCGAGUGCCAGCGCCACAGAGAGACUUGAGGACAGUUGCCGGCCUGGAAGUCUGGCCUUGCCCUGCCCCGGCCCCGAGGGAGGCUCCGGGUGCGGAGGGCCAGGCCUUUGUGCCGCCGGCCUGCUGGGACAGGUCGUCCAGCGGAGGACCGCACGGGACUGACAGGCAUUUGACUUGCUUUUGGGUUCCUUCCACUUGCCAGUCUCCUAGCUCUUGUUUCUGGGGCCUGCAGCGGCCCCGUAAAUGGCUCUUUCUGGAAAAUUGAAAUCACAGGGGUACCUAGCCUUGGCUGUAGGAGAUUCCUUUCUUAAACUCCUUCCUUGCUUUUUGGAAAGCUUCUGAAAUGGAGUAUCACUUGUCUGGACAUUGUGGAUAUUUUCCACAGCAGCACGUAUUAAACACAUCAGCCUAAAAACACGAGAACGUUCUAAAAGGAGAAUAAAUUUAUUGCCCAUUUUUGAAACUCUGCUUUCUUGGCAUGGAUAAAUGAAAACUUGAAAACGAAAACAACUGUAAUAGUUUACUACUGUGAACUGGAGAGACGUAAUGCUUAAAACAUCUUUCUCUUCGGUCAGUAUUAAAAAUGUAUCUUUAAUCAGUAUGAAAACAACUUUUUUGGACUCUGAUAAUGGAAUGUAAAAACUACCCAUAUAUAUAUUUUUUUUUAAAGGGGAAAAUAACCAAGUAGGAAAAAAGUUAACAGAAUUAACAAUUUGAAAUUGGCAGCAUUUCCUAUUCAUGAUGGAAAAUGGGAGAUUUCACUUCAAAGGCAUGAGAACGGUCAGAAGUUACGACAUUUGCCAUGAAAAAAAUGCGUAAGAUGCUUAAGUUAAAAACGCUUCCUCAGUCAGGCUGGGUUGGAGCUGCCUCCCUUUAAGCACAGGCCACUGGCGAGGGCCUCGCGAAAGCUGAGUGCCAACCGUGCUGUGACCUAGCGAACUCCAUGCAACUUAAUUGAAUGUAGUGACUUUCCCGUACUUAUAAAGGAAGGAGGAAGGCAAAUGCUAAUAAGUCGGCAAAUAAUACCCUUAUUCUAAAUCAGAUCAUUCCUUUUGUUAGUAGCAGAGUCUGUUCUGCAAUUGCAAAUGAUAUUAAUAGGUGGAUUUCUUGUUUAAAUGGAUGAUCUCAUUUGCUGAAUGAUUUAAGAGUACAGUUAGCCACUGCGUGGCUUUACGUAUAGUGACAGGUUUUGCACUGGUCUGCGGUGGCCUCUUGCCUGCAGUGGAAAGCAGAGUGUGGAGGAAGAAAACGUGGAGAUGUUUGAGAAGUUAAACUACUACUCCUACUGUAAGGCUAUUGCUGGUUCUGAAUGAGACAAGACUAAUUUAAUCCAUCUCAAUUUAGUGUUUUAAUAGAGAAACAAAAUUAAUUGAAAUGGGUCUGAUAUGUCUGCAAAUAUGGGUACUAUUUUUAUGCCUGUGUAUUUUCACAUUUAAUAAAAAUAUUUAUGGUCAAAUCA